Molecule: messenger RNA, 717 nt
Organism: Giardia duodenalis
Lineage: Eukaryota; Fornicata; Diplomonadida; Hexamitidae
Product: PX domain-containing protein
Exons: 1
Coding region: 1-717 (238 amino acids)
Molecular function (GO): phosphatidylinositol binding
Source: RefSeq, a predicted model, not a curated record
AUGUUUGCAGCAGGGUCCCUUGAAGCGCUAAGGGCGGAUAUUGAGGCCAUAUCACAGUCGCACCCGGAGGAGUAUGAAGAGCUUGCGAGCAUGGUGGAUCAGCUCAGUGGCAUGGUCUCUGCGGGCACGGCCACCUCGCGAGAGGCCGAAAGCAUUGUAAGCACUCUUUAUCAUGCGCUGCACCACAUAAAAACCUAUGCGUCUGUCGAUGCAGCUUUGUCUGCAGCUAAGGUCCGGGCCAAUGCACUGGCCGAAGAGACGGGGGCGCUAUCUGCUAUCCCCAGUGCCUUUCCUCCUUGGGGCAAGCCCACCGUCUACGAUCCACAGAAUCCUAUCACCCACAUUACGGCGGUUAUUGUAGACCAACCCCACACCAUGAUGGACAGGAACCAUCCAUACACACAGUACAGGAUGAUUUUCAAGUCGGAACUACCUGCGAACAAGCGCUACUACAUGGUCUAUCGACGCUUCAACGAUGUAAAGCGGCUAGCUGCCACCUUGCUGGAUCUUAAGGUGGGACCCUUGCCCUCUCUACCACCUCAAAGAUCCGUAUUUCAGAGCCUGUAUGACCCCCUUUUCAUAGAAGAUAGGCGAAAGCGCCUAGCAGAAUACCUUCAGCUUCUUAGUUCCACACUAAGCGUCGUUCAGACGGAUGCCUUUCAACACUUUCUCACAGAGCAUGGGCAAUAUCGUUCUAUUGAGGAAGGAUACACAUAG